Messenger RNA from Linum tenue, 1512 nucleotides. Lineage: Eukaryota; Viridiplantae; Streptophyta; Magnoliopsida; Malpighiales; Linaceae. The record is from the annotation of a GenBank genome assembly.
AUGUCCGACCUGAUUCACACCCCACACUCUGCCUCAUACUCCUCCGUUUUCCAAUUCUCCAUCAGGAAUCCAAGGUUUAACAACACCUCAGCUUCCAGGAGACCUAUAGCCAUCAUCACUCCCAUCACCGUUUCCCAAGUACAAUCCGCCGUCCUCUGCUCCCGCCGUCACGGCCUUCAGGUCAGAGUUCGGAGCGGCGGUCACGAUUUCGAAGGCAUGUCCUACAUUUCCUCUGCUCCCUCUCAGCCAUUUCUCCUGAUCGACCUAAUCAAUCUCCGAAACGUGACCGUGGACGUCCCAACCAAGUCUGCCUGGGUCCAAGCGGGUGCUGUUCUCGGUGAACUCUACCAUAGUAUUGCCUCCGCCAGCGGGACUCUAGCCUUCCCGGCAGGUAUUUGUCCUUCCGUCGGUGUUGGUGGACACAUCAGCGGCGGAGGGUACGGAAUGCUGUUGAGGAAGUACGGGAUGGCCGCGGACAAUGUCCUCGACGCUCGAUUGGUGGACGCGGAAGGCAGAAUCCUGGACAGAGCCGGCAUGGGCGAGGACGUUUUCUGGGCGAUUCGCGGCGGCGGGGGAAACACCUACGGAGUCGUCGUCUCCUGGAAAGUCAAAUUAGUCCCUGUCCCCCGCCGAGUGACGGGGUUCAAGGUCUCGAAAACCUCGGAAGGAAGCCUGACGAAAGUCAUCCAACGGUAUCAGCAUGUGGUGGAUAAGCUGCCCGACGAUCUCAUGAUCAUGCUGACUCUGAGCAGAAUCGACUCUGCCGCUGCACAAGGACAAACCAUAAUACAGGCGGAGUUCCUCGGUCUAUAUCUGGGGGAAACAGAGUCUCUGUUGACGGUAAUGAAACAGAGCUUUCCGGAGCUGGAGCUGACGGAAGAGGGAUGCACGGAGAUGAGCUGGAUCGAGUCGGCUCUCUACUGUGCCGGGUACCCGAAGAAUACCUCAUAUGACGAAUUGCUGAACAGCAGGAACAGCUCCUCUCUCCAAUUCGCGAAACUGAAGGCGAAAUCUGACUACGUCCAGAGGCCGCUCCCUGUGAGGGCAUUGCAGGGGAUUUGGAGGAGUUUUGACCAAGUGGAAGCGGGGCCGCCUCUGGUGCAGAUGGUUCCCCACGGCGGGAGAAUGAGCCGGAUCUCAAAUUCAAGCAUCCCUUAUCCGCACAGAUCCGGCAAUAUUUACAAAAUCCAGUAUUUCGCAAGCUGGUUCGGAGAAGACAAGAAAGUAGAGAAGCGACAUUUGCACUGGAUAAAUGGGCUGUAUAGAUUUAUGACGCCGUACGUUUCCAACAACCCAAGAGGCGCGUACCCCAACUCCAGGGAUCUGGACUUGGGAGUGAAUGAUCCAGUCGGGCGUACGAGCUAUAAGCAGGCCAGAGUUUGGGGGGAGCAGUACUUCAAGCAUAAUUUUGAGAGGUUGGCUCGUGUGAAAGCCGCCAUUGAUCCCUCUAAUUUCUUCAGGAAUGAACAGAGUGUGCCUCCUUUUGUCAGGAUGACGACGGGACGAGUAUAA